Engraulis encrasicolus (European anchovy) is the source of this 1056-nucleotide messenger RNA. It is a transcript of the gene gnrhr4, whose product is annotated as gonadotropin releasing hormone receptor 4. The transcript has 4 exons. Gene Ontology annotation, biological process: G protein-coupled receptor signaling pathway; cellular response to hormone stimulus. Gene Ontology annotation, cellular component: plasma membrane. The record is from RefSeq and is a predicted model, not a curated record. The coding region runs from base 1 to 1056 and encodes 351 amino acids. Lineage: Eukaryota; Metazoa; Chordata; Actinopteri; Clupeiformes; Engraulidae. Gene Ontology annotation, molecular function: protein-hormone receptor activity; peptide binding; G protein-coupled receptor activity.
AUGAAUGACACCUCUACCAACACCUCUACAACCAUGUUCCACCAGCCCAUAGAGAACUCCAGCUGCGACAUCUCGGUCUGCAACAAGAGCACACCGUCGGACCCCUUCCUGCAGCUGCCCACUUUUUCCACCGCCGCUAAAGUCAGGGUGAUCAUCACCUUCGCUCUGUGCGUGGUGUCGGGGGUGUGUAACCUCGCCGUUCUGUGGGAGGCGAGCACCAACAACAAGCGCAGGUCUCACGUCCGAAUCCUGAUCAUAAACCUCACCGUGGCGGACCUACUGGUGACUUUCGUCGUGAUGCCGGUGGACGCGGUGUGGAAUAUAACCGUGCAGUGGCUGGCGGGGGACGUGGCCUGCCGCUUUCUCAUGUUCAUGAAACUUGUGGCGAUGUAUUCAUGUGCUUUUGUGACGGUGGUCAUUAGCCUGGACCGACAGUCCGCCAUCCUGAAUCCUCUGGCCAUCAGCGAGGCUAAGAGGAGGAACAAGAUCAUGCUGACCGUGGCCUGGAGUACGAGUGUAAUCCUGUCUGUCCCACAGAUGUUCAUCUUCCACAACGUGACCAUCACGUCGCCGGCCAACUUCACACAGUGCACCACCCACGGCAGCUUUGUGCGCCACUGGCAGGAGACGCUCUACAACAUGUUCACCUUCGUCUGCCUCUUCCUCCUCCCACUGCUCAUCAUGAUCGUAUGCUACGCCCGCAUCCUCCGGGAAAUAUGGAGGAUAGCCAGAGAAAACUCGUCGUCCAAAGAGGUGCACCUGCGGCGCUCCAACAGCUACAUUCCAAAGGCGCGCAUGCGAGCGCUGAAGAUGAGCGUGGUGAUCGUGUCGUCCUUCAUCGUGUGCUGGACGCCCUACUACCUGCUGGGCCUGUGGUACUGGUUCUUCCCCGACGGCAUGGGGGCCACCGUCUCCCACUCCCUCACCCACAUGCUCUUCAUCUUCGGGCUGGUGAACGCCUGCCUGGACCCCAUCACCUACGGCCUGUUCACCAUUCACUUCCGCAAGGGCCUGAAGCGCUACUGCCAGGGGGCCAAUACUAGGACUGAACUAUAA